AUGCGAGGAGCCACCAUCAAAGACUCAGACUCUACACAAGGAGCCACCACCAAAGAUUCACACCAAGACUCUACACAAGGAGCCACUAACAAAGAUUCAGACUCUACACGAAGAUCCACCACCAAAGAUUCAGACUCUAUGCGAGGAGCCACCACCAAAGGUUCACAUUUAGACUUUAUGCGAGGAGCCACCACCAAAGAUUCAGACUCUCCGCGAGGAGCCACUACCAAAGGUUCACAUUCAAACUAUGCGAGGGACCACUACCAAAGAUUCAGACUCUCCGCGAGGAGCCACCACCAAAGAUUCAGACUUUCCUCGAGGAAGGAGCCACCACCAAAAAUUCAGACUACACGAGAAACCACCACCAAAGAUUCAGACUCUACACGUGGAUCCACCACCAAAGAUUUAGACUCAAACUCUAUGCGAGGAGCCACCACCAAAUAUUCAGACUCUCCGCGAGGAGCCACCACCAAAGAUUCAGACUCUACACGAGGAGCCACCACCAAAGAUUCAGACUAUGCGAGGAGACAACAACCAAAGAUUCACACGAAGACUCUACACGAGGGACCACCACUAAAGAUUCACGCUUAG
Messenger RNA from Ostrea edulis (European flat oyster), 591 nucleotides. RefSeq names its product dentin sialophosphoprotein-like. The transcript has a single exon. Lineage: Eukaryota; Metazoa; Mollusca; Bivalvia; Ostreida; Ostreidae. Bases 1 to 591 code for a protein of 196 amino acids. The record is from RefSeq and is a predicted model, not a curated record.